UUUUCAAUUGUACGUCCCCAAUAACAUUUACCUCCAAAAAAAUGACCCGAAGCGACGUCGUGUAAUUCCAUGGAUGUUCUAACCACUUUGUCGUCUUCUUCUUCUUCUUCCGACUGCAAUUCAAACGUAUCCCUUCGAACACCAGAACACAUAACACGACGCAAGAAAUUACACGAAGCGACGUCGUAUCAUGCAUCACCCAAGGGCAAGUGUAAACGACGAAAAAUCGUUAGAGUCCUCAUACGCCGUAAAAGGACUGAUCAUGUAUCCACAAUCGGGUUCCCUCUUGGAAUGUCAUUUGCCGCUGUUAUGGCCGAGGUAUUGUAUAGAAGAGAUGCAGCAGCAGCUCAUACACUUUCUCCAACUCAUAUAUCAUUGAUUUGCACAUCAGCCAUCAAAGAAUCUCUAGCCAAUGUUUUCGGAGACAAACUAGAUGGUCUGACUAGGAACUUUGAACAAUCUUUCACUAGCACUUUGAGUACUCUCAGAUUAAUUUACGAAUCAUCCACGAGCAAUGAAGGUAAUCAUGUUGAUACUAGGAAGAUGGAGUUUCCAAAUUUUAAAUUGACUCUUGACAAAGGUGAUUGCUCAAGUGAUUCUGUCAUUGAAGAUGGUAAUUCAGAGGGUGUGUUGCAUGAAGAUAUCCAUGAUCAAUCAAAUAAUUGCAAAGAGGUCGAGGAGAAUUUUCAUCUGGAUUCAGUCAAUCACGACCUUACUUUGCACAGGAAAUCAAACCAAAUGGUUUCUUUUUCUCCAAUCUCGUGUGGAUCGGGAAUUAAUAAUUCUAUGAUGAGUGUUGCUGAGAAAUCUGUUAUGGAGAAAAGUCGAUUGAAUGAUCUCAAGACAUUAGAACUUGCACUUGCAAUGAAAAAACUGAAAUUGAAAGAGACGCAACUUGUUCUCAACUCUGAUUUGAAUCAUCUAGAGAGAUCAAAGUUGGCAAUGGGAAUGUCAAAGGCAUCUUUUAAAGUCGAAAAGUUUAAGAAUCAGUUAGAAGAUCUGAGACAUGGUGAACUGAUUAAGAAGUGCAUAGACUCUCUUAUUGCCGGUUUGCUUGUCAUGUCCUCGUCACUUUUGUAUGGUGCUUACGUUUAUUCCUAUGAACGGAUCGCUGAAUCUACUGCAUCGUGUAGCCCUCCAAUUAAGGAAUCCAAAUCCUGGUGGACUCCGAAGUCAAUGAUCUCUUUUGAUUCAAAGUUGCAUGUUUUAUGGUGUCAAGUUCAAGUUAUGAGCCGAAUGGCAUUCGGGAUCCUAAUGAUUUUCGCAAUUGCAUAUUUGCUAAUCCAAAGAUCAACCACAACAUCACAGACAAUGCCAGUUACUUUCAUCCUUUUGCUAUUAGGAGUUGCUUGUGGCUACUGUGGAAAGCUUUGUAUAGAUACUUUGGGAGGGAAUGGUUCUGUGUGGCUCUUAUAUUGGGAGAUUCUUUGCAUGCUGCACUUCUUAUCAAUUGUCUGCACUCCCACUUUGUUCCAAAUACUUCAUGGACCAGUCAUUGCAUCACAAAAAUCGAAUCGGAAUGUAAUUCUUCCAUAUUGGUUUCGCCGAUUUUGGUUCUAUGCAACUUUGCUUGUGUUUCUACCAUUAUUUUGUGGUCUUAUCCCUUUUGCUGGUUUUAAUCAAUGGAAAGACCAUUUUUUGUUUAAGGUGUCAAUAUUCGACAAAUUCAAGUGAAAAGGCAUGUUUGGUCAUGGAAAUUGCAUACACUUCUCUUACUGUGAGCUAUUUUUCUUGUGAUUAGCUCCGCACUAAUGAGGCAAAAACUAUACAUAUGAAUUACAAUUUAGUUUCAAUUUUGCUAAGUUUUUAGCUUGAAUCCAUUAUGUUUAGUUUAUAGAAGAUUUGUUUUAGAUAUCAGAUGGUGUGUCAAGUGAUCUUUAGCCAAUUAAUUGGAUAGUGAUGAAUUAUGGUAUUUUAAUGUUUUAA
Cicer arietinum (chickpea) is the source of this 1926-nucleotide messenger RNA. Its product is annotated as protein CPR-5-like. Lineage: Eukaryota; Viridiplantae; Streptophyta; Magnoliopsida; Fabales; Fabaceae. The record is from RefSeq and is a predicted model, not a curated record. Gene Ontology annotation, biological process: leaf senescence; defense response; trichome morphogenesis.